Molecule: messenger RNA, 744 nt
Organism: Hirundo rustica (Barn swallow)
Lineage: Eukaryota; Metazoa; Chordata; Aves; Passeriformes; Hirundinidae
Gene: GSX1
Product: GS homeobox 1
Exons: 2
Coding region: 1-744 (247 amino acids)
Biological process (GO): regulation of DNA-templated transcription
Cellular component (GO): nucleus
Molecular function (GO): sequence-specific double-stranded DNA binding; DNA-binding transcription factor activity, RNA polymerase II-specific
Source: RefSeq, a predicted model, not a curated record
AUGCCGCGCUCCUUCCUGGUGGACUCGCUGGUGCUGCGGGAGGCGGGCGAGAAGAAGGGAGAGGGCAGCCCUCCGCCGCCGCUCUUCCCCUACGCCGUGCACCCCUCGCACCCGCUGCCCGGGCUGCCGGCCGGCGCCUGCCACGCUCGCAAGGCCGGGCUGCUCUGCGUCUGCCCGCUCUGUGUCACCGCCUCCCAGCUGCACCCGCCGCCGCCCGCCAUCCCCCUCAUCAAGGCUUCCUUCCCUCCCUUCGGCUCCCAGUACUGCCACUCGCCCCUGGCCCGCCAGCAGCACUCCGUCUCCGCCGUCGGCGUCGGGCACGCCCCGGCGCUCUACCAGGGCGCCUACCCGCUGCCCGACCCCCGGCAGUUCCACUGCAUCUCCGUGGACAGCACGUCCAGCCAGCUGCCCAGCAGCAAGCGGAUGCGCACCGCGUUCACCAGCACGCAGCUCCUGGAGCUGGAGAGGGAGUUCGCCUCCAACAUGUACCUCUCCCGACUGCGGCGAAUCGAGAUCGCCACCUACCUGAACCUCUCUGAGAAGCAGGUGAAGAUCUGGUUCCAGAACCGACGGGUCAAGCACAAGAAAGAAGGCAAAAGUAGCUCCCACCGGGGCGGGGGGGGCGGCCACAGCUGCAAAUGCUCGUCCCUAUCCACCACUAAGUGCUCGGAGGACGACGAGGACUUGCGCAUGUCUCCGUCCUCCUCGGGGAAGGACGACAGAGGUCUCGCAGUCACCCCCUAA